Aspergillus welwitschiae is the source of this 480-nucleotide messenger RNA. RefSeq lists its product as uncharacterized. Lineage: Eukaryota; Fungi; Ascomycota; Eurotiomycetes; Eurotiales; Aspergillaceae. The record is from RefSeq and is a predicted model, not a curated record. Bases 1 to 480 code for a protein of 159 amino acids. The transcript has 3 exons.
AUGGAACGUCGGCUCCGGAACACAUCAUGCGAUUCCGGCAAUGGGGCUGUCGGCGAUCACGGCACACCGGUUGAUAGUAGCGUCGCAAACUGGGAAUCCUGUCUAUCUGAGGCUCCACUAUGUGACGGACUGCUUCUAUCCCACCUCGGAUCAAUUGCCUUCGGACCUUGCCGGUCCUCCGCUGCUGGUUCCUAUGUAAUCCCCUCGAAGCCCCCCUCGCUCCUCGUUCAUUCAGCAGCAAUUCUCAAGUCUUCAAGUCUCAUACUCCCAAUCCUCCCAAGCAAAGACUCCUGCUUCUCCUCCGAGACAACCCUUCUCCAAACAUCCACAUCUUACACAAUGCGUGCCGCUACUCUCCUCCUCGUCGCCCUCUCGGCUGUGGCUCUCGCCCUCCCUACCACCAACAACGUCGAGCGUGCCGCUGCUGACGCCAACGUCCGUCAGAUGGACGAGCUUACCGUUGCUGCUAUCAGCAAGUAA